Protobothrops mucrosquamatus (brown spotted pit viper) is the source of this 1569-nucleotide messenger RNA. Its product is annotated as pre-mRNA-splicing factor SYF1-like. The annotation marks the transcript as partial. Gene Ontology annotation, biological process: mRNA splicing, via spliceosome; generation of catalytic spliceosome for first transesterification step. Gene Ontology annotation, cellular component: Prp19 complex; U2-type catalytic step 2 spliceosome; post-mRNA release spliceosomal complex. The transcript is spliced from 11 exons. Gene Ontology annotation, molecular function: GTPase regulator activity; protein binding. The record is from RefSeq and is a predicted model, not a curated record. Lineage: Eukaryota; Metazoa; Chordata; Lepidosauria; Squamata; Viperidae.
AUGACAACAGUAGAAGCCAAACCUGAAGAGGAGGACAAAAAGGAACCAGACUCAAUGUCAGAUCCUGCUCCAGAGGAAGCAACCUCACCAGCAUCCGAUUCAUCAAGCAGGUCAGGCUCACCGGAACAAGAAGGCUUCUUCAAUCUGCUGACUCAUGUGCAGGGAGGACGUAUGGAUGAGCAACGCUGUAACAUUCAAAUUGUACAUAGCAAGACUACUGCAGAGGACAGCCCAAGCCCACCUCCCGAGAUGGACAACUUCAUGGAAAUGCUGGCUCAUACACAGAGCAGACGAAUGGACGAUCAAAGGGUCAGUUUCAACUACCUUCCUGGUUUUCAGAAUAGUAACACCAACAGCCUAUCAGGCUCCGGAGCCACCAAGGAGGAAGAAGACCUACAGUAUGAAGAAGAGAUCUUGCGAAACCCAUUCUCUGUCAAGUGCUGGAUCCGCUAUAUUGACUUCAAGCAGAAUGCUCCCAAACAUAUCCUGAACCUGAUCUAUGAGAGAGCUCUUAAGGAAUUGCCAGGAAGCUACAAGCUGUGGUACAACUAUCUUAAGCAGCGACGGAAACAAGUGAAGAGCAAAUGUGUAACAGAUCCCUGCUAUGAAGAAGUGAACAACUGCCAUGAGCGUGCCCUGGUCUUCAUGCAUAAGAUGCCCCGGAUAUGGCUAGAUUACUGCCAGUUUCUCAUGGACCAAUGUCGCGUUACCCGUACCCGCAGGACGUUUGACCGGGCACUCAGAGCUCUGCCCAUCACACAGCAUCAUCGUAUCUGGCCACUUUACCUGAAGUUUGUCCGACUCUAUCCAUUACCUGAGACAGCUGUACGGGUCUACCGUAGGUACCUAAAGCUGAGCCCUGAGAAUGCAGAGGAAUACAUUGAGUAUCUGCACUCUAUUGACCGUCUGGAUGAGGCCGCUGUCCGUCUUGCAGCUGUGGUGAAUGAUGAGCGUUUUAUUUCCAAGGAGGGAAAAUCCAAUUAUCAGUUAUGGCACGAGCUCUGUGAUCUCAUCUCUCAAAACCCAGACAAAGUGAAGUCACUCAAUGUGGGGGCCAUCAUCCGAGGUGGCCUGACUCGUUUCACAGACCAGUUGGGCAAGCUGUGGUGUUCUUUGGCAGAUUACUACAUCCGCAGUGGCCAUUUUGAGAAGGCUCGUGAUGUAUAUGAAGAAGCUAUUCAAACAGUGAUGACAGUACGGGAUUUCACUCAAGUGUUUGACAGCUACGCCCAGUUUGAGGAGAGCAUGAUUGCUGCUAAGAUGGAGACCACCUCUGAAAUGGGACGUGAGGAGGAGGAUGAUGUAGAUCUGGAACUGCGUCUGGCACGCUUUGAGCAGCUGAUCGCACGCCGGCCUCUGCUUCUCAACAGUGUCCUCCUGCGCCAGAAUCCUCACAAUGUCCAUGAGUGGCACAAGCGGGUGAAGCUGUAUGAAGGCAAACCCUGGGAGAUCAUCAACACAUACACAGAAGCAGUGCAGACCGUUGACCCAUUUAAAGCCACUGGAAAAACACAUACUUUGUGGGUUUCUUUUGCCAAGUUCUACGAGGUCAAUGGACAGAUAGAAGAU